CAAACGGUUAAUUAAAACGUAAACAAAAAGAACGCCACCGUUCGAUAAGUUGCAAAUAUCAAAUAUUUCGCCUACAAAAUGCAUAAAGCAUCCCAGGUUGAUAACAAAUUCAUCGAUAACCAUCUGAGAAGAUGUGCUAAAGUGCUAUUUCCCGCUGUCCCUUUGCGGGUAAACAUCGACAGUGUUGGAAUACGUAAACCGCAAAUGUUUUACACGAUUGUUGAACAGAUUGAUCUUCAAAAUCUCAUACAAAUAAGAAUGACACAAGUAAACGAUCAUUCCAGAAUGUUCGUUAGCACCAUUGACACCGCAGCAUACGAACAGAUAAGAACCGAACAAUCCUUACAUGUAACAUUCCAAGGGUUCGUCGAUCAUCUGAUUAAAAUUCUUGAUAGUUGCAAAAGGGAAGAAUUACAUCUAGCUCUAGAUACGGAAAACAAUUGCCAUAUGCUGCAAAUCUUUGAAAAGAGCUCAUUCAAAAAUUUAACGCAUUUGUUACUUGCAAUGAAAAACGCACCAACCGAUACUGUCCUUUUUCACAUAAAUCAAUCACUUCAAAUGCUUCAAGAACAGACCUCUGCAUAUACAUCCCAAGUGCAGAAGUACCAGAUCGAGAUGAGUUCCAAAGAUGAUGCCAUCGGAAAACUGCAAGCAGAAAUUACGUCGUUGAAUGGGAAAUUAAGGGAACAAGAAAACAUGAUUUUCAACAGAAACUCUGAAGAAGUUACUCGUCUGCAUCAAACGAUUAAACAUUUAACUGAAAACAAAGAUGCGGAAGAAAAGCGGUUGAAAUCUAUACUUCACAGCAUGCAAGAGAAAAUUGACCAAUUAACACAGGAAACUUAUGACCGCACAGAACGUAUGGUGCAGGAAACAAAACGUUUUGAAAUCAUACGAGAAGAUAAUAUAAAGCUCCGUAGUCAAAAUGCGCAAAUCAAGGAAGAAUUGGAACGAAUACAGGCUAACGUUUCAUCACAACAAAGCCGAGAAUCUAGAUCAGAGAUCACUAUUGCAGAAUUAAGGCGUCAAGUGGGGGAACUGCAGAGCAAACUAAAGAUAUCCCAAAAGCAAAGGUCCGAAUUGGAAGCUGAAUUAGAAGCGGAGAAAAAUAUAUGCCACACUAAAAAGCAUGCAUUGCAGCUGACGACCGACGAACUAGCAAAUGCGUCUUCGGUUAUCAAUAACCUCAACAAGGAGAAUGUUAAAUUGCAAAGCAAAAUCGAUCUACGUACUGAAAUAGCGAUGCGCCAAGAGAAAAUGUUGCUGGAGAAAGAAAAACAAAUAAUGGAACUAAGUAAUACGGUAGCAGCGAUACAGCAGGAACACGAAAAGAAUAAAUCUUGUAAUGAAGAGUAUGCAGAAACGAUCAGACGCAUCAAAGAAACAACGGAUUUAAUAGAGGAAAAGUACCGAAAAAAAAUUAACGACUUGAUACUGCGAAUCACAAACAGUCAACCUGUUGAAGCAACAUCUGUAUUAAGUUGUCAAGGAAGAUACUUUCGACCUCAUAAUAGAGUAGAAUAA
Messenger RNA from Anopheles marshallii, 1524 nucleotides. It is a transcript of the gene Sas-6, whose product is annotated as spindle assembly abnormal protein 6 homolog. The coding region runs from base 79 to 1524 and encodes 481 amino acids. The transcript is spliced from 3 exons. Gene Ontology annotation, biological process: centriole replication. Lineage: Eukaryota; Metazoa; Arthropoda; Insecta; Diptera; Culicidae. Gene Ontology annotation, cellular component: centriole; centrosome. The record is from RefSeq and is a predicted model, not a curated record.